Myotis myotis is the source of this 4426-nucleotide messenger RNA. RefSeq names its product leucine rich repeat containing 3C (gene LRRC3C). The record is from RefSeq and is a predicted model, not a curated record. Bases 3024 to 4193 code for a protein of 389 amino acids. NCBI's taxonomy places the organism in Eukaryota, Metazoa, Chordata, Mammalia, Chiroptera, Vespertilionidae. Gene Ontology annotation, cellular component: plasma membrane. The transcript is spliced from 3 exons. Gene Ontology annotation, molecular function: protein binding.
ACCGAGGCAUGUGCCCUGACCAGGGAAUUGAACUGUGACUUCCUGGUUCAUAGGUCGACACUCAACCACUGAGCCACACCAGCCAGGCCAGCCCAUUCUCUUUUAUGAGUGAAUCAAAGACAGUCUCAGAAACCUCUUGAGCAGGUUCCACUUAGACAUUAUUGAUCAGAAUUGGGCCACCCCCGCGGCCAUGGUGACUGGGGAAAGUGGGCAACGGGAUUUCUAAUAAACUGAAAGGACCGCCCAGGCUCUCUCAUGACAGACUGAGUGCCUUGCUACCCCCAAAUCAGUGCAUGUCAUCAAAGGAGGAGGUAAGGAAUGGGUACUGAAGGGUGACAGAAUAGGCCACCCCAAAAUAUGCCACUUAGGCAUAAGGAUUAUUUUGAGCUAAAGGCACAUAAAAAAAAUUUUUUUAAAAAAAUUUAAAAAACCCAGACACCCGAAGGGCAUUCCUAUCUAUUUUCUUCCAGAAAACAGGAGACAGAAACUGCCAUGUGAGAGAUGCUCUCCCUGUCCUGGGAGAAAGGACACAUUCUUCAAUGGGGAGUCAAAGCGCAGAGAACUCUGCACAAACAGGCCUUGUUAAAAUAACUCUAAUCUUCCUCCAGCCUCCUCUAUUUUAGUUACUUUUCUACAAUUGCCUCUCUGUAUCCAACCUAGGACAAAAGUGUUUAUGUUUGUCCACUUCUUCGGGUUUUCACUGUCUUAGGAGGGCUCUCGUGUCAUGGAAAACGUGUGUAAAUAUGCAUGCUUUUCACCUGUCAACCUGUCUCAUGUCAGGUGAAUUCUCAGGCCUGGCUGAAAAGCCCUAAGAGGGCAGAGGUAAAGUGUUGCCUCCCCUACAAUACCAAGUAGAGAGCCAGCAGAUUCUGCCACGGAGAUUUAUUCUCUCUGAGCUUCAAAGCUUCCGCGCACACGUCAGUUCCACGGCCACCACCGUAAGGCUUUUGUGGAGACAGGUGUCCACAUGUCCAUGUCUUCCUUAGACCAGCAGUUCUCAUCUCAGGCUGCACAUUAGAGACACCCAGGGAGCUUUUGAAAAAUACCAGUGCCCGGGCCCCUUCACAGACACUUUCAUUUAAUUGGUCCACGUGAAGCCCAGGCAGGACUCAUUUUUGAAAGCUCCCUCCCUAGGGACCCUAAUGUGCAGGCCGGGUUAACCACAGCCACAGAUCUGGGACCUUAGGAACAGCGUCUGCACAUCCUUUAGCAAGCACAGCGCUUGAAACAUGGGGCUCACAGGAAAUCCUCCCUGAAUGCAAGGCAGAGAAGAAUUUCUCUUCCAACCUUGUCAACCCUUGUGUACUAUCAUAGGUGUGGCUCCUCCUUCCUCUAGGUCUCCCCUUCGUACUGAGCACGGCAAUUAGCCGCCCUCCGUGAACCACAUCCAUGCUCCCGAUGGCCUCGCCUCUGUGCACAGACCGCUGCUCCUACAGCUGCUGUGCCGGGCAGCCCAGUCCCAACCUUUCCUGGCAGCUGCCUUAGUCUGAAAAGGAAGCAGCUCUCUCCAUCAGCAGCCAGGCUCAACUCUGGUGCCGGAGCUAACCACCCUGCCCAGUGUCAGAGAAGAGCCAUAGGAGGGGUAGUGUCCCACCGGCUUUCUCUCCCACCUGCAGCCAGAAUUCUGAAAUGGACACUGAAGUAUUUAUUCAAUGGCACAGCGCCUGGGCCAACAGACAAGCAACCCACAGACAAAGGUUGCGCUUCUCCUGCCCAAGCGUAGGAAAACGUAUCUUACCUGAUUCCUUGGACAAAUGUGUGAGAAAUGCCCUGUCGAUGUCACAAGAAUGAGUCAGUGCUCAGUACAUCCCCAGAGAUGACAUCAUCCGGUAUCCUUCCAUCUGAUUCUGUCCCCUGUUACGCUUCUGAAUGGCUUGGUCAAAGGGCACCUACACAGGGCCAGCUUUGUGGGCAUGUGACCUGUGCAGUUGCCCAGGGCGCCACACCUUGUGCUCAGAAGGGCCCUGUGCUUGCUUUUGCCAUCUGCUGUUGCUAUUGUGACAUAUGGAACAGUCUCUCAACAUGGGGCCCCAUUUUUUUAAAAUAUAUUUUUAUUGAUUUCAGAGAGGAAGGGAGAGGGAGAGAGACUGAAACAUCCACGAUGAGAGAGGAUCAUGGAUCGGCUGCCUCCUGCACACCCCGUACUGGGGAUCGAGCCCGAAUCCCGGGCAUGUGCCCUUGACCGGAAUCGAAUCUGGGACCUUUUGGUCUGCAGACUGACGCUCUAUCCACUGAGCCAAACCGGCUAGGGCGGGGGUCCCACAUAUUUAUUUUGCACUGGGUCCUGCGUUGUGUCCGAUCCUGGUCACCCAUAGUCUCUUACAAAAUCCAGCAAGGUUUUCCUUCUCAGGGAGUUCUCCACAGCAUAUGGCCGCAGCCUCUUCUGUGCAGAUGUCCAUGACACCCCACUCUUCCACUACCCAGUGAGCAUCAGGAGACGGUGGUACAAUGUGGUGGCUUGGGCUGCAAAUGAUGGGUGGGACGAAGAGGCCCUGGGGAAUAUUGUCCCAGCCCUCCUGGGCUCGUGGGCAUGACAGAGAGUUAAAAGUACCAACUUUGGAACCUAGUGUCUCAGCAAAGUGAGGGAACCGGAGUCAGCUCCAAUCCAGAACAUAAAAUCAGCAGGAAAACUUGUAGACAACCGUAUCUGACAGGCACCUUGAAGAACCCCUUCCAACUGCCAGAGGGGCCAUCUACCAACAGUGCAGAGAACAAACUAAAAUUGAACCACAGUGCUCCUUGCCAGGUAAGAGGGCUGGGCACCCUGUGAGGAGCAGAAAACGAAGUCCUUCAGGUGAGACACGUUUUCCAAGGAAAAGGCUGAGACAAGUUUGCUACAGGGUGCAGUAGCAGGGCAGAGACGGAGAGUGGGGGGAGGGAUGGAGUUGCAGGGAGCUGGAGGCAAUGGAUGUGAGAUUUAGCCCACCCAGUUCUGCCCACAGGUCAAGCGAGGAUACUUCUGCUGGGCCAGGCUCUGGGCAACGGAAGGGUCUCCUCCCCGGCUGAGAGAGGAGGGAUGGAAGAUGACAGCAGCAGGCCUUGGGAGGGGAGCCCGAGGCAGGGAAUGGAAAUGGCGCCUUGUCUCCCCAGGCAGAGUUCAUCAGGGUCCAGGAUCUGCCCUCUCUUGGCAUCGUCUAGCCAGGCCAUGGCUCAGGUAUCUGAUACCUGGGGCCCAGAGUCACAUGCCAGGAAACCCAAUACUCUUGGAUCCCAGCCCCCAACUUCCAGCAGCUAUGAGCAAGCAGGACUUCUGGAGAAGGAAGCGGGUCUCCAGAGCGGAGCAGCAGGGAGGCUACUUCCGGGAGGGGGGCAGCCCAGGAGAAGGCUCUCCCCCCAACAGAGUGCCAACUGGCCUUCUUGGUGCCUACCUGGCCCGCCUGGCAGCCACCAGAUCCUACUCCAUUCCAGGACUAUGCCAAUCGGCGGCCAUGCUCGCACCAGCCAGUUACCUCCUGUCCCUGCUGCUGGUGAUGGGCACAGGGGGUACCAUGCCCAGCCCCCAGGUACCUCCCCAGGGCUGCUACAUGGCAGAGGAAGCUGGUGAGCGGACAUUCCGCUGCAGCCAGGCAGGCCUGACUGCCGUGCCCACUGGCAUUCCCAACGACACCCGCAAGCUCUACCUGGAUGCCAACCGGCUAGCAUCGGUGCCAGCUGGUGCCUUCCAGCACCUGCCUGUUCUGGAGGAGCUGGAUCUGUCCCAUAAUGUCCUUGCCCACCUCUCAGGGGCUGCUUUCCAAGGCCUGGCGGGCACGCUGCGGCACCUCGACCUCUCUGCCAACCAGCUGGCUUCAGUGCCCGUGGAGGCCUUUGUGGGGCUGCAGAUCCAAGUGAACCUGUCUGCCAACCCAUGGCGCUGCGACUGUGCCCUCCAGGAGGUUCUCAGACAGGUGAGGCUGGCACCGGGCACUGGGACAGGCAUCGUGUGUGGCCCUGGAGCCCGACCAGACCUCGUGGGGCAGGAGUUUCUGCUGCUGGCAGGGGAGGAAGAGCUGUGUGGGGCGGGGCGGGGCGGGGCCCGGCGGAGCACAGACGUGGCCCUGCUGGUCACCAUGGGGGGCUGGCUGGCGCUGGUGGUGGCUUACCUGGCCCACUAUGUGUGGCAGAAUCGGGACGAGACCCGACGUCCCCUCAAGAGGGCCCCCGUGCUGCCGGUGCGCUCAGAGGACUCCUCCACCCUCAGCACAAUGGUCUGAUGGCCAGGUCCCCUCCCCUGGCCCUCAACCCACACUCUUUCCCCUGGGCUCUCUCUUGUCCCCUGACCCCCUCUGCCUCCUCUGCAGCGCCAUCCCAUUCCCCAAAUUCCACCCCCCUCCCUCCUCUGUCUCUCAUACACUCCUCAUCGCUCUUUCAGCCAACACCAUUAUUGGUGCCUGGAGUUUUGGGUGCCGACUCUGAGCCCAGAUUGUGCAAGACUCAAAGCUCCCGA